This is a messenger RNA of Struthio camelus australis, 2061 nucleotides long. RefSeq names its product triggering receptor expressed on myeloid cells 2. The record is from RefSeq and is a predicted model, not a curated record. Lineage: Eukaryota; Metazoa; Chordata; Aves; Struthioniformes; Struthionidae. Gene Ontology annotation, molecular function: signaling receptor activity. Gene Ontology annotation, cellular component: cell surface.
UCUUGGGCAAGAGUCCUUUUUACUUUUGUUCAGACUCCACUCUUGUCCCCUGCUCUGUUGGACAGACAUGGAAAAGCUUGUGCACCUCAUCUUCUUGGUUUUCUUGUCAGCACCCUGUGCUGCAGAGAACAUCACUGUGGUCUAUGGAAUGGAAGGUGGGACCGUUUCCAUCAACUGCACCUAUAACCCCUGGCAGCAGCGGUGGAGAGAAAAGAGCUGGUGCAAGCAGGUUGAUGAAAUCAAGUGCCAACAUGUGGUGAGUGCCCGCCGCUUCUGGCUGCAAUUCCUGAAGAACAGGAAUGGCACCACUUCCAUCAGUGACAAUGUCCAUGAAGGGGUCCUGACAGUGACCAUGAAGAGACUCAAGAAGCAGGAUGCUGGGCUGUACCACUGCAAAACUGACUACUUAGGAGAAACAAAGACCUUAAGGAAGGUGCAAGUGGAAGUGCUGACAGUACCAGGUAUAGUGCAGACUGAAAUGCUAGAGGAGCCUAGUGCUGUGCAGAGCAUCUCCAGCAUCCCUCCUGAAGCUGAUUUCACCAUCUUCUAUGUCAUUACCGGAUUCCUGGUUACUAAGUUCCUGGUGGCUGUGCUGAUCUUUACUGUUGCCAGCAGCAGGAAAAACAGAGACACCGACACAGAGGAGAAGAACCAGAGCCUCAAUGAACAGCAGAUCCUCCCUUUCCCUGCUGGCCUGGCUGAGCAUGCACGGGAUAGAAUCAGCCCCUCCUGGCAAAACACUGCUUAGAGUUGAUCCAAAGACAACAGCGAAUUGCACGGCAAAGGACGUCAAACAUUCACAGGCAAAGAAAGCUUUGCCACCAGCCAUAAGGAUCACCUACUAAACAUAGGUAGCAAUGAACCUAUCACUCUGGUGAGGGAAUGCCAGGACCUGUCACUUUUUCUCAUUGCCUCUGACCCAUAUUUUUUUCAACACAACAGAACUGAAAAGAUGCUGCCAGUAACCCCUGAACCUGAUGGAAGGAGACGGGAGCGGGGGCUGGAGGGGAGGGAUUAUAUAAAGUAUUUCUGCCAAGAGAUCCAGCACAGACUUGCCUGCAUGCAGAAAUGCUUCUGCAGGAACAGGAAAGGUGAGAGCGCGCUUCUCGGUUCUCCUCUAGCCCAGUGCCAGGCCAGAUAAACCUUUGCUGCUCUGCACAGCUACUGACAAAUGCUUUGUUAUAAAUUAUUACUUACAGACUACAGACACAUCAGUGACUAUAAACAGAAGUUCAAGUGAUGCCUCUCAACCACCACAUGUUUUUGGGAGCAGUUCACAAGCUCUGUAAAAUACUCAUCCAUAAGAUGAGUAAGAAAGGAAAAACCUUACUGUGUCUCAAAUCUCCAAGGAAUUUUAGAUUAGUGUUAAAGAGCUAAUAUCUCUACAAAACCCCUGAAUGUUUCCACCCAAAAGCAUGAAAUAUAGCCAGUAGUGGAUGGUUUGUAUAAAAAACUAAUAUUACUAUGUGUCUAGAAAUCAGCUUUGUAACUGAGAUUCCUCCCUCUAAAGGCUGAAGCCAUUAUCAUAGCGAUGGCAAUGCAGUUCUGCAGAGGCGCCAGGAACUGCACCAUACCACAGGCAGAGUUAUUCCAGAUGGUCAUCCCUAGUAUCGGUCCAGUAGGGUCUGAACAGAGACCCAUCAAGUUCAUGUCAUCUCAGAGUCUUCAAGGUGUUGAACGGACUCGCUCCCAAAGAUUACCUUGGACAGUGUGGAUCUUUGCUGUAUAGUUGCUAUGGAAAGGCAUAACGAACUGCAAAACAUAACAGAAUGAGAUGUGAAAUCUACACUUAGCUCUGAGCCUGCUUCCUAGUUUCUCAAGUGAUUUUGCAAAGAAUGAAGUGUUUUGCUGUAUUUCUCCCUGAAAUUUUUCCACUCGCUUAGGGGGAUGUUACCAACAUGUGAUCAUUGCUCAUCGCUCCCAAAAGAGAAGCUACAUUUGGAGCUACCAGGAAGAGUUCUCAUUAUAUAAUGCUGAACUUCACAAAAAAAUUAAAAGUCAACAAGCAUUCAACUAAGCCCACUUUUCUUCUCCAAACCCACAUGUGUGCAUUCACACUUC